This is a messenger RNA of Mesorhabditis spiculigera, 255 nucleotides long. The record is from the annotation of a GenBank genome assembly. NCBI's taxonomy places the organism in Eukaryota, Metazoa, Nematoda, Chromadorea, Rhabditida, Rhabditidae.
UACCGCACCUCCACCACUACCACCACCACCACCACCGAUCAGCCGCAUACCCAAGCCCCGUCCAGAGACUGCGUUCGUGUCUUCUGGCCGAUGACCCCCGCUUCCGUCAUCGCGGAAGCCGAUCCCUCAACUGGCGCUUGCCCGCAGAAUACCCACUGUGAGGAGGGAAGGACCACUAACGGACAGCACGGCCUCUUCUGCAUCGGCAACGGAUAUGUCGAUCCAAAUCGUCUUACCGUGCCGUGGUAUUUCGUU